CAGCCGGGGGCAAUCAUGACAGGAACAUACCGGAGAUCGGUGAGUACAGAAAGCGCGUACGAAGAUGAGGAGCAGUUCGCCAGGGGCGGCACAACCCCUGGUGAAGGCGUCGUUGAUGAAGAGGACGGUUGUCAAGGCGAAGGUAGCAUGAACAGCUUUCCCUUAAGAAUGGCGGCCGACACAACGAGGGGUCGAAUCACUGGCGUCGCCGGUGGUUUCUUACGAGGCGCCGGACAACACGUGAACUACGACCCCGAGGCGCCUCCACCACCGCCGUACGUCGCACAACAGACAACCUGUCUGCUCGAGCGACCAGAAAUUGACAAGAAAGUCAAGAGGCACAGCAUACACGGCAUGAUGGAGGAAGAGAACGUGGUGCGACCUCAUCAGGAAAUGGCCACCCUGUCGCUUCAGGAGAAGAAAUAUCUUCUUGCCGUCGAGCGCGGAGACGUGGCUUCCGUUAGAAGAAUGCUCCAAAAAGCCGAUGAUACCGUCGUUAACAUCAACUGCGUGGAUCCUCUCGGGCGAUCGGCCCUGCUCAUGGCGAUCGAUAAUGAAAACCUGGAGAUGGUGGAGCUUUUAAUUGAGCACAAGGUCGAUACCAAGGAUGCACUCCUUCACGCUAUCUCCGAAGAAUUCGUUGAAGCAGUGGAAGUCCUUUUGGAGCAUGAAGAAACCCUUCAUAGAAACGGCGAGCCACAUAGUUGGGAGGCAUUACCUCCUGAUACAGCCACGUUUACGCCCGACAUUACACCGCUGAUCUUAUCGGCCCAUAGGGACAACUACGAAAUCAUAAAGAUCCUUCUAGAUCGUGGAUCCACUCUGCCGAUGCCACACGAUGUUCGCUGUGGAUGCGACGAAUGCGUGACAUCGAGAAUGGAGGAUUCCCUGAGGCAUUCGAGAAGCCGAAUAAAUGCUUAUCGGGCGUUGGCAUCGCCAUCCUUGAUAGCACUAUCGUCUAAGGAUCCCAUCCUGACUGCCUUUGAGCUCUCUUGGGAACUUCGACGACUCUCGUUCUUGGAGCACGAAUUCAAGACAGAGUAUCAGGAGCUACGAAGACAGUGCCAAGAUUUCGCGACAGCUUUGCUGGACCACACUAGAAGUUCCUACGAGCUUGAAGUCCUGCUGAAUCACGACCCAACGGGACCAGCUUUUGAGCACGGAGAGAGGAUGCAUCUCAAUCGCUUAAAAUUAGCCAUUAAGCUGAGGCAAAAAAAGUUCGUGGCGCAUCCUAACGUACAGCAGCUACUGGCAUCGAUCUGGUACGAGGGCCUGCCGGGAUUCCGAAGGAAGAAUAUGUUUCUCCAAGCGCUGGAGAUCGUUAGGAUCGGCGUCCUCUUCCCGUUUUUCAGCGUGGCGUAUAUCAUCGCACCCCACAGUAUGGUCGGUCAGACCAUGAGAAAGCCAUUCAUCAAAUUCAUCUGUAACUCCGCGUCGUAUUUCACUUUUCUAUUCAUGUUAAUUCUGGCUAGUCAGCGGAUAGAAAAUGUAAUCGAUAAUUGGAUGGGACACGACAUCGUGGAAAGUGAACCAGCGCGGACGAAACGUGGUGCCGCACCAACGGUCGUGGAAUGGAUUAUAUUGGCCUGGGUAUCGGGGUUGAUCUGGUCGGAGGUGAAGCAGUUGUGGGAUGUGGGCCUGGAGGAGUACGUGAACGACAUGUGGAAUGUGAUCGACUUCAUAACAAACUCGCUAUACGUAGCCACAGUCGCGCUCAGAGUCGUAGCUUACUAUAGGGUGCAAAAGGAGAACGAGGGCAAGGGACCGGGACAACUGAUCGAGCUCCAGCGUGAGGAGUGGGACACUUGGGAUCCGAUGCUCAUCUCCGAGGGCCUCUUCUCCGCCGCCAACAUCUUCAGUUCGCUAAAGCUCGUCUACAUAUUCUCCGUGAAUCCUCACCUCGGUCCGCUGCAAGUGUCCCUGUCGAGAAUGGUCGUGGACAUCAUGAAAUUCUUUUUUCUCUAUGUGCUGGUUCUCUUCGCUUUCUCGUGCGGUCUCAAUCAACUUCUUUGGUAUUACGCCGAUAUGGAGAAGAAACGAUGCCCCACGGCGAUGGCGAAUUCGCCCAAUGCUAACGUUACUACCGAUUCCAACGCGUGCAUCGUUUGGCGUCGAUUCGCAAAUUUGUUUGAGACAAUACAAACGCUCUUCUGGGCGGUUUUCGGGUUGGUGGAUCUCGAGAGCUUCGAAUUGGACGGCAUCAAAGUGUUCACCAGAUUCUGGGGUAUGUUGAUGUUUGGCACGUACUCAGUCAUCAACAUCGUCGUCCUCCUGAAUCUCCUAAUCGCCAUGAUGAAUCAUUCUUAUCAGUUAAUCUCGGAACGCGCCGACAUCGAGUGGAAAUUCGCGAGGAGCAAACUCUGGAUCAGCUAUUUCGAGGAAGGUGGAACCGUCCCACCGCCGUUUAACAUAAUACCGACCCCGAAGAGCGCCUGGUACAUCAUACAAUGGGUAUAUCGGAAGUGCUGUGGACACAGCAGGGCGGCCAAGAAGGAACAUAUGCGCACGAUUAGGCGAAAAGUCAAGCAGGCCUCCGAGCGAGACUUUAGGUAUCAGAGUAUCAUGAGAAAUUUGGUAAGACGAUAUGUCACCGUCGAACAACGCAAGGCGGAAAACGAGGGCGUCACGGAGGACGACGUGAACGAAAUCAAACAGGACAUUAGUGCAUUUCGCUUCGAGCUCAUCGAGAUACUCAAGAAUUCUGGGAUGAACACGUCCACUGCAGCGAGCAGCGGUACCGACGGUUGCCUUAAAGAGAUGUCCAUAGGUGCGGGUGGCAAGAAGAAUCGUCAGAAGGAGCGGCGUUUGAUGAAGGGUUUCAACAUCGCGCCGCAGCCAGGCGGAAGCGGCACUCUACCGCCCGUGGCCGAGUUCAUCGCAUCUCUUCAACAAGUACAGCACGAGAACUCUCACCAAGACCUAUUUGGCUCGACUCUAAGCGGCAUAUUCGGACCGGGCGUAAAGAAGAGCCCACAUCAUACCAGCACUAAUAGCGUGCCCGGGCUAGCCACCGGGCCGCAACAAAUUCGCGGCACCAGAAGUAACUCUCGGAAGAAGCGCUGGGGCACUCUAAUCGAGGCUGCGAAAGUCGGAAGAGUCUCUAGACUGAUCGGUAGAUCUCGUUCGGAGGACUCGGUAUAUUCGCCGGCGUCCGAGGACGGUGGGUCGCGGUCCGAGGGCUCGUCGGAUUCAAAAUCCUCUUUGGAAGUGGCAAGUCAUGACGUACAAAGUACGCAGCAUCCUCAUCACUCUCACUCUCAUCAUGCGCAUCAUCACGAGGCGCAUCACAUGUUCAGCCACGGCCUGGGCCCGGCUUUGGCCGCCCUGAGGAGGAAGCGCAAAAAGUUCUCGACUUCGAGAUCAUCCACACCCGCGAUGACCAGCAGCACCAACACGAACCCCCCGGAUUCGAGCGCGAUGCGCUCGGUCGCAACCGUCCUGGCGUCCAGAGUUUGCUCCAAGAAGCAGCUGCAACGCGCCAGCAGCGUACCAACUCGAGGCCCCGAAAUAACGCCGCAAUCAUCGAUAACAUCUCGACGACACGAAGUCACGCAGAGUCAGCAGCCCAGUUUCGACGUCAUCGAGAUCCCCAGCAUCAGCGAACAGCAAAGUGUUGUCAGCGCAGUACCAUUGACACCAUCGACCACCGAAGAGAGCGUGGCGGCGAACGUCUCGACGUCGAAGUUCACGGCGAGGCGAAACGGAUCGGCGACGCAGCUGCGUCUUCCCGGCAUCGAGCCGAUUUCCGGCCACGACGUAUCCACCGGCUGGCUCUGAGGAAACCGACGUGUCGCCGGGCUGCGGCGGCCGAUCAGCUGACACAGGAAACAUCAGUCGAAACUCAGCUUCGGGCUUCGUUUUCAACGGCCAUGAGGCUAGAACGACGCCGACGACGAUCGUACGAUACACGCACGCAUGCGACACGAUCCUCUCGACGUCGGCAGACGCACAAUGAUGCCUUUCUCGCGACAUGACACGCCAAUGCCGAUUAAACGUAAGAGCGACAUCGGAAAUCUCGAAGAAAAACCCAUUCUCUCGUCGACCCAGUCUCCUUCCUUCAUCUGAAUGAAGCAUCCUUUUAGUAUGAGCUUUCUUCUAAUCAUAUGAUGUCCGAUAGUGAGGUAAUGAAUUGAAAAAAUUAUUAUUCUAUUUAUUAAAUAAUUUAUUUGCAUUAUACAUACAUACAUAUAUAUAUAUGUAUAUAUGUAUAUAUUUUAUAUAUAUUUUACUUACGUGAAGGAGUUUCAAUGAUUAUUCGGGUAAGUUUUUCAUUUCUGUUUCUAUUUCUAUUUUGUUUUUUUACUUUAAACAUAUUAAAUGUAGAAGUUGCACAUAAAAACGUAUUUAGCGUUAUUUGUACAAUAUUUAUUGUUUAAUUAUUUUUAAAUUAGUGAGGACCAUGAAAUAUCAUAUAUCACACGAUUGAUCGCAUAUUACGCGAUUUCUUGUUUUACGCGAUCGCGGGAUUUCGCGUGAUUACUUUAAGCGACGAUUGAUGGUAAAUUAUACUGAGGAUUAUUACUAUUACUAUUACUGCCAGAACGCGGAAAUGGCAUACGUGGAUCGGCAACAAAUAGUCUAGUCAACACUAGUCAGUCAGAAGAUCUCGUAACAGAAAGGUGAAAAAAAAACAACUAUUACAUUAUUAAGUUAACUUCGAGAGACGACGAAUUACGUUAUGUCAAACAGAAAUAGCGAAUAAAGUUAAAUCGUAUCUUCAGAGAGCUGGUCUACUGAAGAACGAAACUCGUAGCCUCCUAGCUCCAUUCGAGCGAUUGUUUCUCGGGCAAUUUAUUUCUUCUGUAUAUAUACCUCACAGACUCACUCUAGUUACGAACUAAUCGAUACAAUCAUUGCCAACGGAGAAUUUUUAUUAUUUUUUAUUCUACAAUAGUGUGUUUAGCAAACGGUUACACACAAACGAUGUGUGCGUGCGUGUGUGUGUGUGUAUAUAUGUCAAGAGAAUUGAUUAUGUAAUCAUUCUUCUGCAAGAUGCGCAAUAAAUUGCGUGAGAAAGAGAGAAAAUUGGAUCCUUAAAGUUACAUGUGUCUGCAAAGUUUCAGUCAAAAGCAGUCGUAAUUCCAAAUUUGCCAACAAAUUGAUCUGUAAUGAUCCAGUGCGUACUCUCCGUUUACAUUAAGAUUUACAAAUAGCUACAAAAUCUUUCGUUAAUCGUCGAAAUCGGCGAAAUCGAUUCGCCUGAAUUUUUCGCGAGACAUAAAAGAGCAGGAACAAACCGCACGACCAAAGAACACACGGUAGUACGUAGUCGAGUAGUGGCCUAAAAGAAAACGGGAGUCCUAGAUAUUACAUGUACGUUAUAUAUACGUUAUUAAUAAUUAUUAUUACUAUUGUUAAUGUGUUAAACGAAUCGCGCAAUCAGUACCACAGGUAAGUCCUCGAGAAGCGAGUCGCCUUAAGCGCACUGUCCAAUCGCUCGCUUCGUCCCCCUAUCCAUCAUCGAUCUUCCCGUGGUCUCGAUAGCGCCAAAAAGAGAUAUAGUCAUUAUUAAAAAGUGCUAUAUAUCUACCAAGAACGAAUCUCUAAUUGUCUAUUAUAUUUAUUUUAGAGCAACAUUAUUUUAAAUAAAGUAUUUAAAAUAAAAUAGCAUUAAUAGAAUUUGAAUAAAUUAAAUGUGGCAAAGAAAUAAAAAUUUAUAAAAAUAUAAAAGAAAGAAUUAGAGUUAUAAAGAAUUUAAAAUUGUGUAACAUUGCAUGGUAUAAAAAAUAAUAAAAGGAUAUACAUUACUUGAUAACGAAUAUACUAUUAUACAAACUUUAAAAGACGAUAAGAUAAAGUGACAAUUUGGCGCUCUUGGUAGAUGUAUAAUGAUUUAGUCAUCCUACCACUUACGUGUAUUAUUUAUAUAUGAGAUUAUUAAUGUAAUUGUAUGAAGCUAGAUCUCCAGUUGAUGGUAAGUAGAGAGUGUUUGUUGUGGAAGUAAAGGAGAGAUAUCUUUAAAUAACACAUAAGCGGAACCAAUUGAUUUUAAUAAGUACGAGAUAAAACUCAGAAUUAUUUGAAUAAUGAGAAUCCUGCGAAUCCGAUCGAAUUUUUUCACGAUUACACAUAUAAUAAUGAGAUUCUUCUAUCCGCAAAUAUAUACAGUCACAUGUGAUUUCGCAUGCGAAAUCGCGGAAAAAUAAUGGAAAACCGUAGUAGCGGCAAAAGCUUUCGAAACUCUUGAGAAACUCCGAAAUCUUGGAUGUUUUCCAAGCGCUCAUCGCAAUUCAAAGUCCAUAGUGAAUUAUGGGCGCAUGAAUCAUGAUGUCGAAGCGUAAAGAUAAUAAGCACAAUGUCUUAGGCAUUGCGCUUGUUAUUAAUCGCUCGAAUGAACGCAUGUUGGUCGAGGUGAGUUUUGCAAUGUAAUUGCAAAAAAGAUUGAAUAACGCGAAAAGCGAGAAUCAAUCGGAUAUAUUUAACUCAGGAUUUAAUUUUAAUUGCUUUUUCUAAAUGUAUACAUAUUUAUGAUAUAAUAUUAAUAAGUUUUUUGUCAAAUACAAAAAAAAAGGUUUUUUUUAACUUUCUUCUAUUUAGUGGCAAUGCCAUAAAUAUUUAAUACUACGGUUAACCGUUUGACUUGUGAUAUUAAUUUGCUGCGAUGUAAACGAUGGAGUUUGAUUAAAUAGAUGCACGAGAGAUCAUUAUCCGACAAAGCGAUUAUACCGCGUUAUAGGAUCGAUUGAAAUUCGAUAGGAAUUAGCAGAAAACAAUACCGACACGAAAUGACCAUUAAUAAAAUAUCAUUUAUUC
Molecule: messenger RNA, 6753 nt
Organism: Formica exsecta
Lineage: Eukaryota; Metazoa; Arthropoda; Insecta; Hymenoptera; Formicidae
Gene: Trpgamma
Product: transient receptor potential-gamma protein
Exons: 19
Coding region: 16-3777 (1253 amino acids)
Biological process (GO): regulation of cytosolic calcium ion concentration; calcium ion transmembrane transport; manganese ion transport
Cellular component (GO): membrane; cation channel complex
Molecular function (GO): store-operated calcium channel activity; inositol 1,4,5 trisphosphate binding; protein binding
Source: RefSeq, a predicted model, not a curated record